AUGGAUUGGCAGACGACUACCGGAAACUGCAUCGUGAAAUCAACAAACCAACAAGAGCGACACGCCUGCGACCCGACGACCAUUUCGACACCAGAGGACACACGUUCCAUGCUUGAUCAAGGAUACCAUGUUCUCGCCGUUGAUCUUCUGAACCCUUCCGCGGCCAGCGAGGCCAAGAAGCACAAGCUCAAGACUCUUGUCCCCGCCCCCCGAUCCUUCUUCAUGGAUGUCAAGUGCCCCGGCUGCUUCGUCAUCACCACCGUCUUCUCCCACGCCCAGACCGUCGUCAUCUGCCAGGGCUGCACUACCGUCCUGUGCCAGCCUACCGGUGGUAAGGCCAGACUCACCGAGGGUUGCUCUUUCCGAAGAAAGUAA
Beauveria bassiana ARSEF 2860 is the source of this 375-nucleotide messenger RNA. RefSeq names its product 40S ribosomal protein S27. The record is from RefSeq and is a predicted model, not a curated record. Gene Ontology annotation, biological process: ribosomal small subunit assembly; translation. The coding region runs from base 1 to 375 and encodes 124 amino acids. The transcript is spliced from 3 exons. Gene Ontology annotation, molecular function: structural constituent of ribosome; RNA binding. Gene Ontology annotation, cellular component: cytosolic small ribosomal subunit; ribosome. Lineage: Eukaryota; Fungi; Ascomycota; Sordariomycetes; Hypocreales; Cordycipitaceae.